Messenger RNA from Apiotrichum porosum, 1551 nucleotides. RefSeq lists its product as uncharacterized. Gene Ontology annotation, biological process: transmembrane transport. Lineage: Eukaryota; Fungi; Basidiomycota; Tremellomycetes; Trichosporonales; Trichosporonaceae. The transcript is spliced from 4 exons. Gene Ontology annotation, molecular function: transmembrane transporter activity. The record is from RefSeq and is a predicted model, not a curated record. The coding region runs from base 1 to 1551 and encodes 516 amino acids.
AUGUCCGCCAACGCUGCCGAACUCGCCACGCCCGCCCUGUCCGAAUCCGAGGCGCGCCGCGCAGAAAUGCUAACUGAUGGCCGCGACCCUGACCUCCCCGCGAACCAUCCGAUCAAUGCACUCAGCAGGACGCGCAAGACGCUCAUAAUGGCCACACUUGCCUAUUGCGGAUUCCUGAGCCAAUUUGCUGUCGCCAUCAUUCUUGUCGCACUUGUCCCUCUCGCUGUCGACCUCAAGGUUACUCCUGGCGAUAUUGCGAGCACUAUCGGAUACUCCUUGCUCGGUUACGCCGUGGGUCCGCUCUUCUGGAACCCGCUCUGCAGGACUGUCGGUCGCCGCCCAGUGUACCUCCUCGGCUCGCUCAUCUUCCUCCCGGUCUGCAUCUGGCUUGCGCUCUCGCCGAACUAUGCCUCGUUUGCGGUGGCUCGUGUCUUCCUCGGCCUCACCCUCGCAUUCUCGCAGACGGUUCCACCCGCGACCGUAGCAGACAUCUUCGUUCCCGCCGUUCGUGGCCAGAAGAUGGCCAUGUAUGCUGUCGCAGUCGUCACGGCCCCCGCGAUCGCGCCUUUCUUCUGCGGUCUUAUCAUCCACAAGGCGUCGUGGCGCGUCCUCUUCUGGUUCUGUCUGGGUCUCGGCGGCCUGCAGUUCAUCAUGUUCUUCUUCCUCGUCCCCGAGACACUUUGGGUCGAGGACACUCCCGGCACCGGAGAGGAGCGCAUCGAAGAGGAAAAGGACCGCCACGCUGCCAGCACUGAGACGAAGGACACUAUUGCACACCUCGAGGCACACCCCCACAUUCACGGUGCCAUGGGCCACGGAUCGACCGGCCACGUCGGCGCCGAAUGGAUGCCGUGGCAUCGCCCGGCUGAGUACCUCCUCCUCUGCGUUAGCCCCGUCGCUAUGCUCCGCUACAUUGUCAUCAUCGUCCCGUCGUUCUACUACGGUCUCCUCUUUGCCUGGAUGGUCGGAAUCACUGUCGUCACACCACAGACCCUUGGUGCUCCCCCCUUCAACUUCCGUGUCAUCCCCCUAGGCUGCGCCUUCCUCGCCUACGGCAUCGGUGGUGUGCUCGGCCUCUGGUCCGGUGGCCUCGUCGGCGACAAGACCGUUGCGUAUUUCGCGCGCCGCAACGGCCGCCGCGAGCCCGAAGAUCGCCUGUGGGCUCUCCUUCCCAUCCUCCCGCUCAAGUUUCUGGGCCUCCUCAUCAUGGGUCUCGACCUCAAGUUCCACUGGCACUGGAUUGGCCUCCUUGUUGGCGGCGGCAUCUACUUCUUCUGUCUCUCGGCGGCUACCGGCGUACUUCAGACAUACGUCCUUGAGACCUACCUGCCCAAGUCGAUGGACACGAUGGCCGUCUUCAACUUCUGGCGUAUGAUGUGGGGCUUUGCCGUCGCCUUCUUUGCGUACAACUGGGGGCUCAAGAGCGGCUUCCUUGAGGAGUACAUCACGCAGGGUGCACUCGCUGCUGGUCUCGGGUUUAUCCUCUGUGCCGCCCUGAUCUGGAAGGGCCGCGCCAUUCGCCAAUGGCAGGGCAUGCCCAUGUUCGAGUAG